AUGGAUGUUAUUCCCCCUUCCAUUCUGGCCUUGUUCCUGCAUAUCAUCCACACAAGAGUCGCUGCUUUGACUACAUGGCAGGCGCUCGCAGCCAGGCGCCCACGCCCCGAAGAGAUGGAGAAUUUCCGAACGCUUGAGACUGAUAUUCGCGCCUUUUGGGUGGCCUUCAAUGGCCUCAGAGGCUUCCAUUGGAUGUCAACUUCCCCGGGAGAGCAAGAGGUCUCGUCCAUUUUGAAGUACAACACACCAGAGACCGAAGAAGAUAUCAAUUAUUUGGUCCCCGACAGAUUUCCCAUCCGCUUUCAUCCUGAAGCUGAGAAAGGCAAGCCCGGGCGUCGCAACAAGUCAAAGACACCAGAAAACGAAGCCAAAUUCAACAAGAUCAAGGACAGUCUCCCGCCUGAUGACUUCCCAUUAAGUCACUUUGACAUCGAUGACCCUUGCAAUAUGAACGGCCGUUUCAACUCCGACGGGAACGCCUGGGGUAUGGCGGCUUACGACCUGUUCAAGGAGUUCAUGCGCCUCAGACACUUUCUCCACGUUACCUGGAUAGAGGUUGUCUUCGGUGGCCUCAACAGCACCGUGGCCGGGGCAAUUGGUAUUGCGGCCAUGAAUUUGAUUGUCAAAUACCGUCACGACAAUAUUCCUGAAGAAUUAGGUUACAUCAGCAUGAUCGACUACUUAACGGGUUAUCGAAAUCCUGAUGAUAAUGUUCGACCAUUUUUUGCGUCCGUUUACCGCGUUGGUGGCGAUGGCUCAUGUUCAGGAAAGAUUGAAAAUCAGAGUGUGGAUAUGAAGGAACAGUUCAUGAUACACACGUUCGAAUCGCUUUUUGAAUUCCUUUCCGAUUUUCGCACCACACAAACCGGAAAGCCCACCGAGCGCAUGGCAAAGCUUCUCAAGAACUGGGAUUCCAGCGCCGACCUAAUGGUGCUUACAAAGGAAGAAUACCUACAGUGGCGUCAUCUAUAUACCAUCAAGCUUCUUUACUCGGUUUUUGACGAAUAUGUUGCCCCUAUAUUGAAAUCGAAAGAACUCGACGGAGAUUGGGAAAAUGUCAUCUGGGGCCCAAAAGGCCCAUCCGAAGAUGACUUGAGUGGAUCAGGUUCAUAUCAGCAUAGAGCCUUCUUGUCCAGCAUCAUUAAACUUGCCAUGGAAAAACCCUCGUCCACCGGUGAAUCAACUCGACACAACAUUCAGCCUACCACAGUCUUCAUACUACAACACAUGGUGGAUUCCUUCACUGUGUCAAGGGGCUGGCUGAAUCACCCCCUCUGGGAGCCUGUUUUUAUCCAGCCGCCUUCUUCCGAUGUCUUCUUUCCCGCACGUGAUUUGGCGCUGUUCUUGGGUGUCAAGCUUGACGACUCUAAGAAUCUUGGGCCCGGAUUUUGGACUUCUUUACACUUGCUAGACGGAGACCUACGUACCGGAGAGGACCAGAAAAUCGAGCAGACCAAUUUUCUAAAGCAUGCGGCUAGAGUUUGCUCCGCUGCCCUGGAGUUCAACUCCACAAGACAGGACCAAGGCGCGGGUUCAAACUUCCUGUGGGGUUGCUCCCCCUUCCAUUGCGCUGAAAUCCUUGUGCAAAGCCUGACAAAUCUCGAUCAUAUCUCCAGAGUACUCUACCCCAGUUUCACGAAUGAGCCUGUACUCCUGGUACACUUGUACAAUAUGUUGGUUACUGAAGGAUACACGGAUAAGGCACCUCAGGCAUUUCUCAUCUUGAAGGGGUUUUUUGACAAUUUGUUGACCGAGGAGGCAAGGACACCGGAAUAUGGUGCCUACUACGACCGAGCCUUGAACAACGCCCUAAACUGUUUUGGCACAUGGUUCCCCCUUUCGGUAUUUAAUCGUCUGUAUGUUCAAAACUACAGAGUUGAGAGGAUCGGACGCCUAGAAAACUUGCAAAGAUUCAUGGAGAACACUACCGCCGGUAAAGAGAAACGGGCCAUGCAGGUCAAGGGGCAUGGCUCAAGCAACAAUCCCAGAUUUAUCAUCAAAGGUGGCCGUGACCGGGCGGAGACAAUUAGGGAAGGAAUACAGGCCGUCGACUUCAAGCUCAAUGAGUUAGUUCCUGGAAAGCUGCUCGAAGGGCCGAGUGGCAGCAAGGUCGUGGUGAACUUUUGCGAUGUCCUUGAACUGUUGAAGGCCGAGGUCAUCAUUGGCGUACAUGGCAGUCAUUGCCUUGACGCUGUGAACCGCUUGUGGGUUACUGCGCGGUCGAUUAUUCUGUUCCAUUCCAUCGAGGGACAACUGGCCGCUGCGAAGGACCCAUUGUACCUAAGCAUAUACGGAGACCCCGACACGAAGGAGGUUGAAAACUCAAAGAAGGACGAAAAUGGUGGGAAUGGAGGGGGGCGAGAGGAUGCCUUAGCUCCCAAGCGUGUGCGUCUCAUAAUGCGUCUCUUGUCGCGUGAACUGAAACCGCCUGGGACGAAGACCGCGAUAGAGAUUGCCGUCAAAGCGUUUGAGGAUGAGAAGCUUACCAACUUUUCGUGCACGUACUGGGGGGAUGAGGCAGACUUGGGAAUGAAGAGCGAUGAUGGCAUAAUACAGCGUCUGGAGAAGAGGCUAGCAAGUGCAUCAUGUCCGUUCAUGUAACAUUGUCAAGGAAUCGUUCUGUAUAAUAGUGGCGAAAGCCAGUGUUGUCGUAUAAAUUGGGCUUCACAGCGAAACAAAAUUGUA
This is a messenger RNA of Neurospora crassa OR74A, 2685 nucleotides long. RefSeq lists its product as hypothetical. The transcript has a single exon. Bases 1 to 2601 code for a protein of 866 amino acids. The record is from RefSeq and is a predicted model, not a curated record. Lineage: Eukaryota; Fungi; Ascomycota; Sordariomycetes; Sordariales; Sordariaceae.